Messenger RNA from Gossypium raimondii (Peruvian cotton), 2824 nucleotides. RefSeq names its product protein phosphatase 2C 53. NCBI's taxonomy places the organism in Eukaryota, Viridiplantae, Streptophyta, Magnoliopsida, Malvales, Malvaceae. Bases 757 to 2433 code for a protein of 558 amino acids. The record is from RefSeq and is a predicted model, not a curated record. Gene Ontology annotation, biological process: protein dephosphorylation. The transcript has 7 exons. Gene Ontology annotation, molecular function: protein serine/threonine phosphatase activity; cation binding.
UUCACUUCUCCUUUUCUUCUCCAGCACCUUUUCUUUGGCUCCUUCAACUCUCUAAAUACCCCAGAAUAUUGAUAUUGCAAGUAUAAAUAAAAGAUAAAAGAAUAUAAAAGUUCUUUUCUUUUUUGCCCUUUUAGUGAAGUAAAAAAAUUAAGUCUUUUUUGAAUCCUUAAUGACCACUUGAGCUGUCCACCAUUUAUUUCUUUUAAUGAUGUUAAAUGGUCCUUGCUUGGAACAACUAUAACGAGAGGGAAAUAGAAGACUUAACUACAGUUGACAAAAUUAGAGAGAGGGAGAAGGAUGAGGGGGAGGGACUGAGCGGUAACUGGUGGGGAAACCAAAGGUCCAAAACUACAUGAGGUUGGGAAGUUGAUGAAGGGAGAUAAAGAUUAAAGAAAGCUCCAGAGAAGAAGUUGGAAAUAAAGCAUAAUCAAAGUCUAAAGUUACUAUUUUUGGGUAAUAAUUUCCACAAAUGGAAGUUUGGAUCCACUUGCAGUUGACCAGAUCUGACUAACCCAUAUCCCUUUCAUUACCGUUUCUGCUCACCAACAAGUUGCGACACCUGAACUCGUAUCCUUCUUUUUUGGACACCUUUUAGUUGAUCAAGGCAUGGGAAAUGGCCUCUUAAAACCCACCAUUCACAUUCCGUUGUUAUUCUUUAUUUCAUCAGAAGGUCAUAGUUUCGUUGAAAAAUGACAGGUUGUGUGAUGUUUGAAGGGUUGGAGGGUAACUUUUUGUACUGCCAAUAUAGGGAUUUUGAUGGAGGAGAUGUCUUUGACGGUCGCAGUGCCAUUUAGAUUAGGUAACUCAGUGUGUGAAAACUCUACCUUUGCUACCUGUAUGGACAUCACAAGACUUAAGCUUACGGCAAGUCCUGCUCCUGUUUUAACUGAUUCUGAAACCAAGGCUACUAACCAUUUAGAUACUGCUGAAGAUGUGGAUUGUAACUAUGCUGGUAUGGAGACUAAAGAAAGUAGUGUAGAGCUGCCACUGACAGGAGAAGUCAAGGGAGAAAGAGCUACUACCUCCAUGGAUAUGAUUUCUGAUAGUAAAGAUGGUUGGAUUUCUAGUAAUGAUGUUAUGGACCGAGACAGCGGGGAGGAGGAUUCUUUCUCACUGGAAGGUGAUCGGGUUUUUGAUCUUGAUAGCUCUUGUUCAUUAUCGGUUGCCAGUGAAACUAGUAGCCUUUGCGGGGAGGAUUUUUUGGGUUUUGAUGCUACUUCUGAGGUAGGAACACCAAGUACCAUGGACAAUGAGAAAAGCAUUUGCAGUGUUGAUAUUAUUGCAAAAGCCACCAAGUUUGUGGAGUCAAAUGUUGAAACAGUGUUUGCAAGUGAUCCCCUUGCUGUGGCAGUAAACCUUGAGGAAGAGAUUGGAGAUGGGUCUGAACAGAAGCCAUCUGCAGUGGUUCUUCAAUUGGCUCUCGAAAAGGAACCGAGUACAACAGCUCAGGUUGGGCGCAGUGUGUUUGAGGUUGAAUAUGUGCCUCUUUGGGGAUCUACCUCUAUAUGCGGAAGGAGACCUGAGAUGGAGGAUGCCUUUGCUACUGUGCCUCGAUUUUUAAAGGUUCCAAUUCAGUUGUUAAUUGGUGAUCGGGUAGUUGAUGGCCUUAGCAAGGACUUUGUUGAUCAGACCGCUCAUUUCUUUGGUGUCUAUGAUGGUCAUGGAGGUUCACAGGUUGCAAACUACUGUCGCGGGCGUAUUCACUCUGCCUUGGCUGAGGAAAUAGAGUCCAUUAAGGAAUGCCAGAGUAAUGCAAACAUUACAGAUGGUUGCCAAGAGCUAUGGAAAAAGGCAUUCACAAAUUGUUUUGUUAAAGUUGAUGCUGAGAUUGUGGGAAAAGCUGAUCAGGAACCUGUUGCUCCUGAAACAGUUGGUUCCACUGCUGUUGUUGCCCUCAUUUGUUCUUCUCAUAUUAUUGUAGCAAACUGUGGAGAUUCAAGAGCUGUUCUAUGUCGUGGGAAACAGCCCAUGGCUUUGUCUGUGGACCAUAAACCAAAUCGAGAAGAUGAAUAUGAAAGGAUUGAAGCCGCUGGAGGCAAGGUUAUCCAAUGGAAUGGUCAUAGAGUUUUCGGUGUUCUUGCAAUGUCAAGGUCCAUUGGUGAUAGAUAUUUGAAGCCAUGGAUCAUUCCAGAUCCAGAAGUAGUGUUUGUUCCUAGAGCAAAAGAAGAUGAAUGCCUCAUUUUGGCCAGUGAUGGUCUAUGGGAUGUAAUGUCAAAUGAAGAAGCAUGUGACCUAGCUCGGAGACGAAUACUUCAAUGGCACAAAAAGAACGGUGCUACACUGACUCCAGAAAGGGGCGAGACGAUCGAUCCAGCUUCUCAAUCUGCAGCAGAAUACCUUUCGAACCGAGCUCUUCAAAAAGGAAGCAAGGACAACAUCACAGUAAUUGUGGUGGAUCUCAAAGCUCAAAGGAAGUUCAAGAGUAAGACCUGAUGAUCUCUCAACCAUCGUUUGGUCUUCAAUCUUGUUAUAUGGCAUAUUCUUAUAUGCUUCAAUAUAGUUUUUCCCAUUUGUUUCUCAAGGGAGAGGAGGCUUUUGUAUCACAGUAUCAGUCUCUUAUGUAGUAUAGAACAUGCACCAUUCUAGCACCUCUCCAUUGUUUCAAGAGUCUUGAUGCAAACCAUGCGAGGUUCUGGCUAUUGUAUUGUAAAUCUUAGCUGUGCCGUAGGAAAAUAGGAGAUUAUGUCAAUUCCAUGCCUACUGACAUUGUGGGAAAUUUGUAUUCAUUGAGAGCCUCCGAGUUAAAAAGAAAUCACUCAGAGAGGUAUUUGUUUGUAUUAUUUCAACCUAUGGUGCUUAUAAAAAGUUUGUCAAAUUUGGAAGA